Molecule: messenger RNA, 1695 nt
Organism: Oncorhynchus kisutch (coho salmon)
Lineage: Eukaryota; Metazoa; Chordata; Actinopteri; Salmoniformes; Salmonidae
Product: potassium channel subfamily K member 15
Exons: 2
Coding region: 102-1373 (423 amino acids)
Biological process (GO): potassium ion transmembrane transport; stabilization of membrane potential
Cellular component (GO): plasma membrane
Molecular function (GO): outward rectifier potassium channel activity; potassium ion leak channel activity
Source: RefSeq, a predicted model, not a curated record
UGCGCGCUUGGUUCUAACAGAAUUGGCGUGUCCACCGGUCUCUCUUCGGAAAACACACCCACUCUCUUCUCAGUGCCCACUCGAGUUCGCUUGGAGUGAGGAUGAAGGUGCAGAACAUUCGGACCCUUUCUCUCAUCCUGUGUAUGAUAUCCUACCUGCUUGUGGGAGCCGCGGUGUUCGACGCCCUCGAGUCCGAGACCGAGAGCUCGAAGAAAAAAAUCCUGGAACAAAAGCGCAACGAGCUGAAGAAGAAGUACGGAUUCACUCAGGACGACUACCGGGAUAUCGAGAGAGUGGUUCUACAGUCGGAGCCACAUCGCGCGGGGAGACAGUGGAAAUUUGCGGGAUCUUUUUACUUUGCCAUCACUGUUAUCACAACGAUUGGUUAUGGACAUGCUGCUCCAGGCACAGACUCUGGCAGGACAUUCUGCAUGUUCUAUGCUGUUCUGGGCAUCCCACUGACGCUGGUCAUGUUCCAGAGCAUGGGGGAGAGGAUCAACACGUUAGUCCGCUACCUCCUCUGCAGGCUCAAGUGCUGCAUGGGAUUACGGUGGACUGAAGUGUCCAUGGGGAACAUGGUGCUGGUGGGCCUCCUGUCCUGCAUGAGCACCCUCUGUGUUGGGGCAGCAGCCUUCUCCCACUUUGAGGGCUGGACCUUCUUCCAUGCCUACUACUACUGCUUCAUCACGCUCACCACCAUCGGCUUCGGGGACUUUGUGGCCCUGCAGAAGAAGGAGGCCCUCCAGAGGAGGAUUCCCUAUGUGGCUUUCAGCUUCAUGUACAUCCUGGUGGGGCUGGCUGUGAUCGGGGCUUUCCUGAACCUGGUGGUGCUGCGCUUCCUCACCUACAGCACACAGGAGGGAACCAGGAGCCUGGAGGUGGAGCGAGAGGAUCAGGCAGCAGUGCCUAAGAGGCCAUGGGGUGGGAAGGCGGUGGAGGAGGCAGAUGUGGAAGCAUCAGCACGGGACAGAGUUGAUGGGAUGGAGCAGAAAGAAGCUGAGGAUGGGCAUAGUAGCCGCUGCAACUUCUCCCUUUCCAUGGAUGGAGGCACCAGUCGUACCAACCUCAUCCCCUGUCCAUCUGAGGAGCUCAGGGGGACCCCUGGGGUCAGGGAAUCUGCUAAGCACCCUGAGUUCUGCAUCAGCGCUCUUUGCUCCUGUAUGUGCUUCAGGCUGUGUGCCUGUGACAGCCCCUUUCCAUCCCGCUGUGAGCACUCAGGCUGUCACAGCAACCCUCUCUUCUACAACUCCAUCUCCUACAGGGUGGAUGAAGCCUCUUGCAGCACCAGGGGCACCUCAGCCCAGUCCUCCCCCAGCAGCGGUGCCCUUUUCCUGGGGAUGAGCAGUCCUCACACACGGAGGAAGUCAGUGUAGCUACCUGGAUUGUUGGGAUUGACUCUGGACUGAAGUUGCCUUUGUUCUUAUCUUUUGAUGUGAAUCUCUGAGAGGAAUACAGUGCAGACAGAGAUGCUACUGAUUCUCUGAACGUGGAACAAAUUGUUUGUUUUUCCUGUUAAAAAAAGGUAGCAUUUACAGGUUUCAGGUUGGGCUUCUCUGUUUAUUUUUACAGUCAAAAUGUAGCUUUUACAGAUAUCCUGUUCUGCAUUGUAUUUAGCAAUUGCAUUUUUUUCUAUAGAUAAAGAGAUGAUUUAUACAGGUAAAGAUUGUAUAAAAUUGUGAAAUAAAAAUGUAAUAC